CAUUAAGGCAAGCAGUGGAGCAUGAAAUACUGUAUUUAGAAGGAUUACAACACGGAUUAAGGGAUGUUAUCUCGUGACCGGCGAAGUAGGUUUCCGUCAUCUGACGGCGGUUGGCGCAUUCACGGAUGUAAAUUUAGCUCAAAGCACGUUACAAGGCAUUGCAAUACGGCGAAGUUGUCAUAAGUUAUUUGAAGCGUCGCAGUGAAGAGCUUCCUUUGUAAACUCUUAAUUCUUGUCAGUGACUUAGAGCACUCUCGCGAAAACAGGUCAACAGCUAACUCUAAAGUGAAGAAAAAGCACUGAAGUGUGUUUAGCAGAAGAAUCUGUCAUGGAACUGUCUCAAACCGACUCGCCUGGAACCGUUCGAAGAUACGCAGACAGACGAAAGAAAGAGAAAUUGCAGAGAUGUAGAUCGGUCGGAAACGUUGCAUUUCCGAAUGGUUUAAACCUUUACAAUCACGCCUGUCACAAUAAAAGGAGGCAUACAAUACCCACAGAACAAGAGAGGACACCACCAGCUAUUGUCAUUGAUUGUGCAAAAGACGAACCACAGGAUAAACUGAACGAACUCGACAUGCUAAAUAACAAUUACGAUGAAGGUCUCUUAAAUCCUUCAUACGUUUUAGACGCCGCUGUAGCGAGGAAUGACUCUCGCCUGCUUCAUGGAAUUUUAAGCGCUGGACACAUUAUGUUGGACAAUUUAAACGCCAGCGGAGGGACUGCAAUGCACGAAGCUGCAUUUCAAGGUAAAGUGAAAUGUUUGGAAGUGUUUCUGAAGUUUGGCGCUUCGGUAGACAUAAGAGAUAAAGAGGGAUGGACGCCUCUUCACGCCGCUGUCUGCGGAGGUGAUAUUAGAGCUGUAAUUUUCCUUAUUAGGAAUGGAGCGAGCGUAAAAGCUUACACGAGGGAAGGACUUACACCUGUUGAAAUCGCAAUGGACAACAAGGACAAGAAAAUGGUCCAAGCGCUUUCUCUUCUUAGCACGGGAAACAAGCGCGUUCGAAUGUUUGCACAAGAAGCAUGACUUUUGAACAACGACAUCACUUGUACACUUGUACAUACAUAAUUGCUCUUGUUUUAAAUACGUUUACAUUCUUCAUCACCUGAACAAAUGUUAGAUAUGAUCAUAAUAUAUAUUUCAGCGAUAGAUUAAUCUUAUAAGGAUUGCUAAAGUUAGAGCCAUAAGUAAGUCACUCUACAAAGAGCCAAAGUACAGUUAACAUCGCAAUAAUACCAUGCACUCUGCACAUGCCUAAUUAAUAUGUAUAUAACAAAUUUCCCGAUAUUUUUUUUUAACUUAAGUAGAUUUCUUAGAAGUCUACCAGUAAUUCUCUUUUAAGCUGUCACAACAGUUUUUCUUUGAUAGCUGAGUCAGAAUUACUGAGUUUCGCUGCAUAGCCUCAGAACAAUAGCAUAUGACCAUGCAUGUAUAAAUUAUUGUAUCUAAACAGUUCGAACCGCCCUGUACAGCUUAACCCUUGAACCCCCGAGAUCUGAUUAUUAAUUCUCCCCUUUAGCUGCGACACAUUUCUUUGUAAAUUAGUAUCGAGAAUUUCAUAGGUGUAAGAUUAAGAUAACAACUUCGAACUGAUAAGUUUGAGUUUUCUUAUCAUCCGUUUGUUGAAUGAGGUGAGGAUAUUAUAGGGAGAAGAUACAUGUCAAUCACUUCUGGGAGUUAAAGGGUUACUGGGUUUUCAUUUGGGCUUUCAUUUGAGGGUCAUAUACCUAAGGGCUGCCCUAUUCUUCUGAGGCAUAAUGAAACGAUUUAGUGUGUUGAUUGCAAGGAUUGAUCUCUCGCGAACUUAAAUUCUAAAGUUUUUUUCCUUAAUAGAGGACGAUAUGAAGUGUUUUCUUUUUUGAACGAAUCAAAUAAAGGCAUUGUAAACCUGUAAUUAUAGAAGUCUGGUACUUGUCCAAAAAUUCAUAGCUUUAGAAGGCUUUCAAGCUUAAAGGUCGUGUCAAGCGUUCAAAGACUCGUGCAAAUUCAUGAUCGGAUGUUUAUGUCCUGUAUAGGAUCAGCGCAGGUUUCUGACGUAGAUACGUGGAUAUAUUCGCAUGUCUAAAAAACAACUCCUUAAAAGUAAAUUUAAAUGGGGAUAACGGAAGGUUUAAAUUAGAACUUCUCGAUCUCUCCGUGAAGGGAUAUAAAUGUGUACUUUUUUUUCUCUGUAUUUCAGGAGCUAACAUCUAUGCAAAUACCUGAUAUAAACAGGAAAAAGGUACAAACAAAUUUAGCGACUCUGUAGCUAUAUACAGCCAAAAAAAAAAGUCAUAUGUGUUCGUAAAUGAUAAAACGUAAAACGCACAGAUUGACAAUAGUUUUUCACAGCGUGCUUGAAUUGUGAUUGGCAUUUAUUUAAAUGAUUGUUGGAGUUUAGGUGGUCUGAAAUACAAAUAAAAUGAAUAACUGAAUAAAAUUCAUGAUCGGAUGGUUAUGUCCUGUAUAGGAUCAGCGCAGGUUUCUGACGUAGAUACGUGGAUAUAUUCGCAUGUCUAAAAAACAACUCCUUAAAAGUAAAUUUUGAUAAGGAUAACGGGAAGUUUAAAUUAGAACUUCUCGAUCUCUCUGUGAAAGAAUAUAAAUGUGUACUUUUUUCUCUAUAUUUCAGAAAAAGGAUACACACAAAUUCAGGGACUCUGUAGCUAUAUACCGCCAAAAAAAAAGUCAUACGAGUUCGUAAAUGAUAAAAUGUAAAGUGUACAGGUCGACAAUAAUUUUUCACAGCGUGCUUGACUUGUGACUAGCAUUUAUUCAAAUGAUUGUUGGUGUU
Pocillopora verrucosa is the source of this 2771-nucleotide messenger RNA. RefSeq names its product ankyrin repeat domain-containing protein 49. Lineage: Eukaryota; Metazoa; Cnidaria; Anthozoa; Scleractinia; Pocilloporidae. Gene Ontology annotation, cellular component: nucleus. The record is from RefSeq and is a predicted model, not a curated record. Gene Ontology annotation, molecular function: protein binding.